AUGGAUUCUCUACCAGAAGAAUUUUUUGUGAGGGAUCUUCCUCUGGAAGAGCAGGCUACAGAGGAAACCAAGAAAAAGGUAGAAAAAUCAACUGAUCAACUGGACAAACAGGAAAAUGACGCACCUACUGAUCUUGUCCCUGUUAACCUACUAUUAGAAGUGAAGAAAUUAUUGAAUGCAAUUAACACUCUACCAAAAGGUGUGGUUCCUCACGUCAAGAAGUUCUUACAAGAAGAUUUUUCCUUCCAAACUAUGCAGAGAGAAGUUGUAGCCAAUAGCCAGAAUGGGGAGGAAAUUGUUCCUGCUUUGACCUUACGUUUCUUAAUAACACGACUGGAAGCAGCACUUAGGAACAUUCAAGCUACUAAUUAUACUGCACAUCAGAUUAAUAUUGGUUAUUACCUGACAUUACUGUUUUUGUAUGGAGUAGCACUCACUGAAAGAGGAAAGAAAGAGGAUUAUAUAGAAGCUGAGAAUAAAUUUCUAGUGAUGAAGAUGGUGAUCCAAGAAAAUGAAAUUUGUGAAAACUUUAUGUCAUUAGUUUAUUUUGGUCGUGGUUUGCUUCGAUGUGCUCAGAAGAGAUAUAAUGGAGGACUGCUAGAGUUUCAUAAAAGCUUACAAGAAAUAGGAGAUACAGAUGAUCAUUGGUUUGAUAUAGAUCCUACAGAAGAUAAAGAUUUACCUACAACUUUUAAAGACCUUCUUAAUAAUUUCAUCAAGACAACUGAGGGUAAUAUAAUGAAGCAGACCAUUUGCAGUUAUUUAGAUUGUGAGCGAUCUUGUGAAGCUGACGUUUUAAAGAACACCAAUUAUAAGGGAUUUUUUCAGUUAAUGUGCAGUAAGAGCUGCUGUGUUUACUUCCAUAAAAUUUGUUGGAAAAAGUUCAAGAAUUUAAAAUAUCCAGGUGAAAAUGAUCAGAGUUUUAGUGGAAAAAAAUGUUUAAAGGAAGGAUGUACUGGUGACAUGGUAAGGAUGCUGCAAUGUGAGGUACCUGGAAUUGUCAAAAUUUUGUUUGAAGUUGUGAGAAAGGAUGAAUAUAUAACCAUUGAAAAUUUAGGAGCAAGCUAUAAAAAGUUGAUGUCUCUGAAAAUAACUGAUACUGAUAUAAGACCGAAGAUCAGUUUAAAAUUUGGUACAAAAGAUGAAAUGCCUAUCUUCAAACUUGAUUAUAAUUAUUUCUAUCAUCUGCUUCAUAUAAUUAUUGUUUCUGGUACUGACGUUGUUCGGCAAAUAUUUGAUGAGGCUCUGCCACCCCCUCUUUUGAGAAAAGAGCUUCUUAUACACAAGAAUGUACUGGAGCCCUACUACAACCAUCUUUGGACCAAUCACCCUUUGGGUGGAGCAUGGCAUCUGCUUUAUCCCCCAAACAAGGAGCUACCACAGUCCAAACAGUUUGACUUAUAUCUCCUAUUAGCUCUCAUAAAACAUUUGAAUGUGUUCCCUGCGCCCAAAAAAGGCUGGAAUUUGGAACCACCACCUUCUGAUCUCUCUAAGUCUGCAGACAUCUUGAGGCUGUGCAAAUACAGGGAUAUCCUCCUUAGUGAGAUUUUGAUGAAUGGUCUCACUGAGUCACAAUUCAAUUCAAUUUGGAAAAAAGUUUCAGAUAUUCUUCUGCGCCUUGGGAUGAAGAAAGAAGAUAUUGACAAAGUGAAGGAGAACCCCAUUGAGAAUAUCUCCCUUGAUUACCAUCAGCUGUCCGUCUACCUAGGCAUACCCGUACCAGAAAUCAUCCAGAGGAUGCUAUCCUGCUAUCAACAAGGAAUUGCUCUACAGUCAAUAACUGGCAGUCAACGUAUUGAAGUAGAAGAGUUACAAAAUGAAGAACUAAGUCCACCUCUUAUGGAGUACAAUAUAAAUGUGAAAUCAAUCCCUGAAAUACAGUUAGCAGAAAUGAAUAAAGAUGGGGCAUCGAUACUGAGUGAAUCUUCAACAGAAUCUAUUAAAGAUCUCCAGGAAGUUAAGAGUAAACCAAAGAAAAAGAAAAAGACCAAGAAUAAAAAGAAUAAGGAAUCAAAAGAAGAGCAAGUCCCAAAUAUGAUAGGAAAGGAAGAGCAGUUGAAGAAAGAACAAGCAAAUCUGUAUGCAAUCAGUAGAUUUAUGAAAGAUGAUGCAAGCAAUAUUCAAGAAGAUUCUACAACUGAAGACAAGUUCUAUAGUCUGGAUGAAUUGCAUAUUCUGGACAUGAUACAGCAGGGCUCAACCAAGAUAACUACAGAAUAUGGAGAAACUGAGAAGGAAAAGCUCGCUCGACAACGGCAGCUUUGUAAAUUGCACUAUCAGUGUGAAGAUUUCAAAAGACAGUUGAAAACAGUGACUUUGUGGUGGCAAGAAAACCAAAUGCAGAUUAAAAAGAAAGAUAAAAUCAUCGCAUCUCUUAACCAACAAGUGGCUUUUGGAAUCAGUAAGAUGUCCAAGUUACAGCGUCAGAGCCAUGCUAAAGAUAAUGAAAUUAAGAACCUUAAAGAGCAACUUUCUAUGAAAAGAUCUCAGUGGGAAAUGGAGAAGCAUAAUCUGGAAAGCACGAUUAAAACAUACUUAAACAAACUGAAUGCAGAAACUAGCAGGGCUUUAACAGCUGAGGUAUAUUUCUUACAGUGUCGUAGAGAUUUUGGUUUGCUUCAUCUAGAGCAGACUGAAAAGGAAUGCCUCAGUCAGCUUGCCAGGGCGACUCGUAUGGCAGCAAGCAACCUAAAAUCACUUCAAUUAAAGGCUGCAGUAGACAGUUGGAGUGCCAUUGUGACAGAUGUUAGAAACAAGAUUACAUUCCUCAGGACACAAUACAAUGAACAGAUUAGCAAGGUGAAGCAAGGGUUUGCCUUGAGUACACUGCCUCCAAUCCAUCUUCCUCCACCACCUCCCAGCCCUGAGAUACUGAUGCAGCAGUUCUUGGGAAGACCCAUCGUGAAAGAAUCUUUCUUUAGACCCAUACUCACUGUUCCUCAAAUGCCUGCCGUUUGUUCUGGAAUUGUCUCUGCAACUGGUCCAUCUAGAUCUCCCUUGAUGACUAGCAUAGCCUGGACACUACCAGCUCCUGUGGGAGAAGCUAUGCCUCCCAGUGCAAGUCUAGGAAGUGAUCCCCUUAUGAUGAAUUGGGAGAAGAUUACAGAGAGGCUGAAAACUGCCUUUCCACAGCAGACCAGAAAGGAGCUUACAGAUUUCUUACGGAAAUUGAAGGAUACUCAUGGGAAGUCCUUAUCUGGACUGACAUUUGAUGAAAUUGUUCACAAGAUUUCCCAAUUUAUUGACCCCAAGAGAUCUCAAAGUCAAGGAAAAUUAGUGCCAAAUGGUAACCGUGUUUCACCUAGCCAUACUCCAUCACAGGCUAAUGCUAUCCAGCCCUCAAAACCAGCCCAGAGGCCCCUUGGUUCACAAGGCUCUGUCACACAGGAAGGAGCCAAUCAUUUGGAUGAUGAGGAAGAAGAGCCUUGUGUGAUCUGUCAUGAGAAUCUCUCUCCAGAUAACCUCUCAGUUUUGCCUUGUGCACAUAAAUUCCAUUCUCAGUGCAUUAGACCUUGGUUGAUGCAACAGGGAACCUGCCCAACCUGCAGACUCCAUGUUUUGCUACCAGAAGAAUUUCCAGGUCACCCCAGCCGGCACUUGCCCAAGAUCUGAUUCAGCAGGGUGACUAUGCAAAGGAAGUUCAAUUUUCAGACUCCAGAAUUUAGUUUUCCACUUAUUUGAGCUAAUAGUAUGAGUGAUGUGAAG
Budorcas taxicolor (takin) is the source of this 3705-nucleotide messenger RNA. It is a transcript of the gene DZIP3, whose product is annotated as DAZ interacting zinc finger protein 3. Gene Ontology annotation, molecular function: ubiquitin protein ligase activity; RNA binding; polyubiquitin modification-dependent protein binding. The transcript has 31 exons. Gene Ontology annotation, biological process: protein polyubiquitination. The record is from RefSeq and is a predicted model, not a curated record. Gene Ontology annotation, cellular component: cytoplasm. Bases 1 to 3612 code for a protein of 1203 amino acids. Lineage: Eukaryota; Metazoa; Chordata; Mammalia; Artiodactyla; Bovidae.